Messenger RNA from Brassica oleracea var. oleracea, 2460 nucleotides. RefSeq names its product beta-galactosidase 15-like. The record is from RefSeq and is a predicted model, not a curated record. Gene Ontology annotation, biological process: carbohydrate metabolic process. Gene Ontology annotation, molecular function: carbohydrate binding; beta-galactosidase activity. The transcript has 15 exons. The coding region runs from base 1 to 2460 and encodes 819 amino acids. Gene Ontology annotation, cellular component: vacuole; cell wall. Lineage: Eukaryota; Viridiplantae; Streptophyta; Magnoliopsida; Brassicales; Brassicaceae.
AUGGUUUCUCUAAGAUUUCUUUUAUGUUUUCUUUUCGUAAGUAGUGCUUAUGCCACAAUCGUUUCUCAUGAUGGUCGAGCCAUUACCAUUGAUGGUCACCGCAGAGUUCUCCUUUCCGGUUCGAUCCAUUAUCCUAGAAGCACUCCUGAGAUGUGGCCAGAUCUUAUCAAAAAAGGUAAAGAAGGAGGUCUUGAUGCGAUCGAAACAUAUGUCUUCUGGAAUGCGCAUGAGCCUACUCGCCGUCAAUAUGAUUUUUCUGGAAAAUUAGAUCUUAUUCGAUUCCUGAAAACCAUUCAAGAUGAAGGAUUGUAUGGUGUUCUUCGAAUAGGACCAUAUGCAUGUGCCGAGUGGAAUUACGGAGGAUUCCCAGUGUGGCUGCACAACAUGCCUGGAAUGGUGUUCAGAACUACAAAUAAAUCAUUUAUGGAUGAGAUGCAAAACUUCACAACUAUGAUAGUAGACAUGGUCAAGAAAGAAAAAUUAUUUGCAUCACAAGGAGGCCCAAUUAUUCUUGCUCAGAUAGAAAAUGAGUAUGGAAAUGUAAUGGGACCCUAUGGAGAAUCGGGUAAAGCAUACAUUAAGUGGUGUGCAAACAUGGCUCAGUCUCUUGAUGUUGGUGUUCCAUGGAUAAUGUGUCAACAAAAUGAUGCUCCUCAGCCUAUGUUGAAUACAUGUAAUGGAUUUUAUUGUGACAAUUUUGUACCAAACAAUCCCAACACCCCUAAGAUGUGGACUGAAAAUUGGACCGGAUGGUUUAAACAAUGGGGUGGUAAAAAUCCUCAUAGAACAACCGAAGAUGUUGCAUUUUCUGUUGCAAGAUUCUUCCAAAGAGGAGGAACUUUUAAUAAUUAUUAUAUGUACCAUGGAGGCACCAACUUUGACAGAACCGCAGGUGGUCCAUACAUCACAACUUCAUAUGAUUAUGAUUCUCCCCUUGACGAAUAUGGUAAUUUGAAUCAACCAAAAUACGGACAUUUAAAACAACUUCAUGAUGUUCUUCACUCUAUGGAGAGAACUCUCACAUACGGAAACAUCUCCACCAUUGACUUUGGAAACUCUGCAUCGGCAACAAUUUAUAAAACCGAAGAAGGAUCAAGCUGCUUUUUUGGAAAUGGAAAUGAAAAGUCAGAUGCUACAAUUAGUUUCCAAGGAGAAUCUUACGUUGUCCCGGCUUGGUCUGUUACCAUUUUACCGGAUUGCAAAAAUGAGGCUUAUAACACCGCAAAGAUUACCACUCAGACUUCAAUGAUGGUUAAGAAACCAAAUGAAGCUGAGGAUACCCCUUCAACUCUGAAAUGGUCAUGGAGACCAGAGAACGUGGACAACUUCAUUUUGAAAGGAAAAGGAGAUUCUACACAGACACAACUAUUUGAUCAGAAAGUAGUAACCAAUGACCAAAGUGAUUAUCUAUGGUACAUGACUACUGUUAAGUUUAAAAAACGAGAUCUAUUUUUGGGUAAAAGCAUGUCUCUUCGCGUCAACAGUACUGCUCAUGCCCUUCACGCUUUUGUCAAUGGAAAACAUAUUGGUAAUCAACACGCUGAGAAUGGAAAAUUUAACUAUGUAUUUGAGAAAGAUGUGAAGUUUAAGUCUGGUCGUAAUGUCAUUGCUCUUCUUAGCAUAACUGUGGGACUUGCCAACUAUGGUGCUUUUUUUGAAAGUAAGCCAGCUGGAAUCACUGGACCCAUUUUUAUUACUGGAAGAAAUGGUGAUGAAACUAUAGUUAAGGACUUGUCUGCUCAUAAAUGGAGCUAUAAAACCGGUUUAAAUGGGUUUGAGAACCAAUUCUUUAGAACGGAAUCAAUGUCUAAAUGGUCAGUUGAAAGUGUACCGUUUAACCGAAGCAUGACUUGGUAUAAGGCUACAUUCAAGGCUCCCUUGGGAAAUGAUCCUGUUGUUGUCGAUCUUAUGGGACUUGGAAAAGGUACAGCUUGGGUUAAUGGAAACAACAUUGGACGUUUUUGGCCGGCAUUCAUUUCAAGCGAAAAUGGUUGUGAUGCAAAAUGUAAUUAUAGAGGAGCUUAUCAUGCUGAAAAAUGUCUAACCAAUUGUGGAGAACCCACACAAAGAUGGUACCAUGUUCCUCGUUCUUUCUUAAAUGGAGAAGGAGAUAACACACUAGUUUUGUUUGAGGAGAUGGGAGGAAAUCCAUCGCUUGUCAGUUUCCAAACUACUAGAGUGGGAAGUGUAUGUGCUAACGUCUAUGAGAAUAAAAUUAUUGAGCUUUCAUGCGAUAGAAAACCCAUUUCUGCCGUCAAAUUUGCAUCAUUUGGUAACCCAUAUGGCAAUUGUGGAUCUUUUGAAAAAGGAACUUGUGAAUCAAGUAACAACACAGUUGAUAUUCUCACACAAGAAUGUGUUGGAAAAGAGAAGUGUUCCAUUGAUGUCUCUACGAAAAAGUUUGGAGAACCAGAUUGCAGUGGUGCUGCUAGAAAGCUCGCUGUCGAAGUUAUCUGCUAA